AUGGCCACAUACGAUAAUAAAGCGUGGCUCUUAAAAAAUGUACGCGAUGCCUUCAUUGCUACUGAUGAUACCGGUCUUUGUGAAAUUGUUAUGGCAGGUGAAGAUUUCUCAAAAAUAUUUCAAAAUAAAGCUAUGGAAGAGAAAAAACGAGAACGUGAUAAGACUUUAUAUUUACCUAGCACUAGUAAAGAAAAAGAAUCCGGCACAGAUGACGAAGAGGACAAAGAAGUCGUGACUCAAUUCGAUCCAUAUCCUGAUAUGGAAGACAGUGAUGAAGAUGAACCAUGCCCUAGUUACCCACGCUUUCCAGAUGAUAUGGCUCACAGGCAAAGAUCAAACACAGCGCAGUGGUUAGAUAAGAAAGAACUAGCUUUAAAAAAGGCAGCUAAAAUUAAAGUAAUCAAAUGGGAGGAUCCAACAACAAAACUUACACUUGAACAAUUGGCUGAAGCUUUUGCAAGAGUUGAAGUAAAAAAACCUGAAAAGAAAAAAUCCUUAUUAACAGAGCAGUUGGAGAAAUGUCCAGACCUUCCCCAUCGUCAAUAUCUGGAGUAUGCAAAGUUUGAUGGCACAGCACAAUUAGGACUUCCAACUAAGUCGUUUAAGAUUUUCAUGACCAUGCUCUCAGAAAAACAUCAGAACUAUCCAUUAAUUGUGUGUGUUAUUGCAAAUGCAAAGAUAAAAGAUCUAAUAGGUUUUACGUGCUAUAAAUACAGCAUAGACCAUCCUGAGAUAACUCUUGGAUCAGUGCAUGAGUAUGGACUUUGUAUAGCAGAAGACGAUGGGGAAGUUGACUGGGCAUUCCCUUGUCUUGACAACAAUGAACCUUGCUCUAAAUUUGGAUUCACUUGCCUUGGACUGAUAGAUUUGAAGAAAAAAGAUAAUAUAAUUGUAUCAACACCAAUCCCAGAUUUUGAAAUGAGCUCAGCAUUCCAUUGUUUUCCUAAAGCCUCAGUAUCUGGACAGAGCCAUGUGAAUACAUCCAGACAACAUACAGGCAAUAGCGACACAUCGGAAAUAAUAAGAGCCAUGAACACAGUCAAUGAAGGUAACAAAAGUUUUGGACUCCAAUCAAGUGCAGUAACUGAUGCUUCUCAAGAGAAAUUAUACCGAGUGCAAUUGCUACAUAAAGUGCGUGCCAACACACCGGUCCAGUUGUGCAUAACACUAGACACUAUAGAGGUGGUGCCACUUGUUACAAAUAAACAUGCAUUCUGGGCUCGGCCAAAAUAUUUCUUGCACAGCAUGAACUCAGUGGCAUGGUGUCAAAUACUAGAGGCAAAGAGUAAUAAAACUACCUUCAGAAUAGUCUAUUCGCCAAACCAUGAUAGUACAUUUACUGAUAGAAACGCUCCAGCCAAUGUCAAUCUAUAUUAUCCAAACAUAGUGUAUAAGAAACACGAUUUUGAAACUGAGCACGAAACAGCCAGAAAAAUUGUCGAGAAAGUGAACACAAUCCUCGAUCUACGAAACAGUCCGUGUCGCCGAGAAUACAAGACUGUCAAAGAAAAAAAACUCCAAUCGAGAAGAAGUUUCCACACAAAGCACUUGAGU
Messenger RNA from Brenthis ino (lesser marbled fritillary), 1554 nucleotides. The record is from the annotation of a GenBank genome assembly. Lineage: Eukaryota; Metazoa; Arthropoda; Insecta; Lepidoptera; Nymphalidae.